AUGGUCAGCGAUUUCUUCUACCCGCAGCCGGGAGGAGUCGAGAGCCAUAUCUACCAGCUGUCCACAAAGCUCAUGGACCGCGGCCACAAGGUCAUUGUCAUAACCCACGCCUACGAGGGUAGAACCGGCGUGCGAUAUCUCACAAACGGCAUCAAGGUCUAUCACGUUCCGUUCUUCGUCAUCUACCGGUCGGCAUCCUUCCCAACUGUCUUCUCCUUCUUCCCCAUCUUCCGCGAUAUCGUCAUCCGGGAGCAGAUCGAAAUCGUGCACGGGCACGCCUCGCUAAACAGUUUCUGCAAUGAGGCAAUCCUACACGCCAGAACGAUGGGCCUCCGGACGGUCUUUACUGAUCAUUCACUAUUCGGCUUUGCUGAUGCGGCCAGCAUCUUAACAAACAAGCUACUCAAAUUCAUUUUGAGUGACGUGGAUCAUUGUAUUUGCGUCAGUCACACAUGCAAGGAGAAUACGGUUCUUCGGGCCUCUCUAGAUCCAUUGAUGGUCUCGGUAAUCCCAAAUGCCGUAGUUGCUGAGAAUUUCAAGCCUCGUUCUGCUGAGGGCCCAACCAGCCAAGGCUUCAGCCAGGACCUCCUCCCGCCUGUCCACCGUCUAGGCCCACAGGACACAAUCACCAUUGUUGUCAUCUCCCGUUUGUUCUAUAACAAGGGAAUAGACCUCCUGACAGCUGCCAUCCCUCGUAUCUUGGAGAACCACCCAAACACCCGUUUCAUCAUUGGCGGUUCGGGGCCAAAGGCAAUCGAUCUGGAGCAGAUGAUCGAACAGAACGUUCUGCAAGAUCGUGUUGAGAUGCUAGGUUCAAUUCGUCACGACGAGGUUCGUGAUGUCAUGGUCCGUGGCCAGAUCUACCUACAUCCUUCUCUAACUGAAGCUUUUGGCACGGUCAUCGUCGAGGCUGCGAGUUGCGGUCUGUAUGUGGUCUGUACCCAGGUGGGCGGUAUACCUGAGGUGUUGCCGUCGCACAUGACCGUAUUCGCAAAGCCCGAAGAAGAUGACCUCGUGGCUGCCACUGGCAGGGCAAUCGCCGCCUUACGUUCAAACAAGGUGCGCACCGAGCGCUUCCAUGACCAGGUCAAGUCCAUGUAUUCGUGGACAAAUGUCGCCAUACGCACCGAGCGAGUGUACAACGGCAUCUCUGGUGCCAUCAGUGAAGCCGAGUUCUACGGUUACGACUCAGCGAAUGCCGCCAGUUGGAGUGCAACUAGGGGGCGAUCUGGCGUGCAGAGCUUUGCUCUUAUUGACCGGCUCAAGCGCUACUAUGGAUGCGGUAUAUGGGCUGGAAAGCUGUUCUGCCUUUGUGUCAUGAUCGACUAUCUACUCUUUUUGUUUCUGGAGUUCUGGUAUCCCAGAGAUCAGAUUGAUAUCGCCAGGGAGUGGCCUCGAAAGCCAGUCGAGGACCCCAGGGAGUCUACGAAGGAUAUCAGCAGAUGA
This is a messenger RNA of Phaeoacremonium minimum UCRPA7, 1446 nucleotides long. RefSeq names its product putative glycosyltransferase family 4 protein. The coding region runs from base 1 to 1446 and encodes 481 amino acids. The record is from RefSeq and is a predicted model, not a curated record. Gene Ontology annotation, molecular function: phosphatidylinositol N-acetylglucosaminyltransferase activity. The transcript has 2 exons. Gene Ontology annotation, biological process: GPI anchor biosynthetic process. Lineage: Eukaryota; Fungi; Ascomycota; Sordariomycetes; Togniniales; Togniniaceae. Gene Ontology annotation, cellular component: glycosylphosphatidylinositol-N-acetylglucosaminyltransferase (GPI-GnT) complex.